UACGUCUAAACAGGCAAGAGAAAACAAAAAACAAAUGCAUAUUUCUAACGCUCUUAUUUCUUCAAUGCUUUAACGUGAAGGAGGAGAGCAAAAGACAUCCCACAAAAAAGGGGAAAAAAAAGAGGAGGAUUCUGAGAGGCAGUUCCCGUGAUCUUCCCGCCUUUUCCUUCAAAUACUUCGAUCGAAGGCACUGCGAGAAGAACCAAAAUCCGAACACAAACCGGCUCAGAUCGAGAUUUCGGGUUCGGAUUCUGGAUUUAGUUUGGGAUUCAAGUUACCGAGACGUCGGAGAUCGAUCCAAUCGAUUAUUCGAUCGAAGACGACGGCAGCGAUGGCGGCGAUGAUGCUGUGUCUGCGGCGGGGGAUCGGAGGAGAUGAGGCGGAGGAGAGAAACGGGGGCGUAUCGUCGUCGUCGUCGAGGGGAGGGAGUAGAUUCAGCUUGAUCGAUAGGAUCCGGUGGCUCGAUUUGUCCGAUCGCCGGAAAAUCGACCCCGACGCUCCUUCCGGUGGAUUCUUCAUCGAUCCGAAUACCAGGUCUUACAAGACAUGGGUGAUGUUCAUAUUGGUCUGGGCACUCUACUCCUCUGUGUUCACUCCAAUGGAGUUCGGCUUCUUCCGUGGCCUACCCGAGAAUCUCUUCAUCCUCGACAUUGUCGGGCAGAUCGCUUUCUUAAUCGACAUCGUCCUUCAAUUCUUCGUCGCCUUUAGAGACAGCCAGACUUACCGCAUGGUCUCCAGGCCAGCCCCCAUCGCCAUCCGGUACUUGAAGUCGGACUUUAUCGUGGACUUGCUCAGUUGCUUGCCUUGGGAUCUCAUUUUCAAGGCAUCAGGGAGACACGAAAUCGUGAGGUACAUGUUAUGGAUAAGGUUAUAUCGGGUACGAAAGGUGAUCCAGUUCUUUGAGAGGCUGGAGAAAGAUACCCGAGUCAACUACCUCUUCAGUAGAAUCAUGAAGCUCAUGUUCGUCGAAGUGUACUGCACUCACACUGCAGCCUGCAUUUUCUAUUACUUGGCCACGACCUAUCCUCCGGAGAAAGAGGGUUACACCUGGAUCGGGAGUUUGAAGAUGGGGGAUUUCAGUUACGAGAAUUUCAGACAGAUCGAUAUAUGGAAACGUUAUAUUACAUCUUUAUACUUCGCCAUUGUCACCAUGGCCACUGUCGGGUAUGGAGAUAUUCACGCGGUGAACGUGAGAGAGAUGAUAUUCAUAAUGAUAUACGUUUCGUUUGAUAUGGUUCUCGGGGCAUACUUGAUCGGUAACAUCACUGCCCUUAUCGUUAAAGGAUCGAAAACCGAGAAAUUCAGAGACAAGAUGAAUGACCUGUUAAAGUACAUGAACCGGAACAAGCUCGGAAGGGAGAUUAGAAGUCAGAUAACUGGUCAUGUCAGAUUACAGUAUGAGAGUAACUAUACUGACACUGCCUUGCUUCAGGACAUGCCUGUCUCUAUCCGUGCAAAGAUCGCAGAGACAUUAUACAUGUCUUACAUCGAGAAAGUCCCUCUCUUCAAAGGAUGCUCCACAGAGUUUAUCAAUCAGAUAGUCAUUAGGCUCCAUGAAGAGUUUUUCCUACCCGGAGAAGUAAUAACCGAGCAAGGAAACGUCGUGGAUCAGUUAUAUUUCGUCUGUGAAGGCCUACUGGAAGCUGUCGGGACGGAGAGGGGCGGCUCGGAAGAUCCCCCAACGCUUCUAGGGCCUCACGACUCGUUCGGAGAUAUCUCCAUAAUCUGCAAUAUCCCUCAGCCUUUCACUAUUCGAGUUCGUGACCUCUGUCGCCUCUUACGUAUUGAUAAACAGUCCUUUACCGACAUUGUCGAGAUAUAUUUCCACGACGGGCGCAAAAUCUUAGAUAACAUUUUGGAGGGGAAGGACUCGAACGUGAGGAUAAAGAAGCUAGAAUCUGACAUUAUGAUGCAUAUCGGUAAACAAGAAGCUGAACUCGCAUUGAAGGUUAACAGUGCAGCUUAUCAGGGCGAUCUUUACCAGCUCAAGAGUUUGAUCCGUGCUGGAGCCGACCCGAACAAGACGGAUUACGAUGGAAGAUCUCCUCUGCACCUUGCGGCCUCUCGAGGCUACGAGGAUAUCACGCAGUUUCUUGUUCAAGAAGGCGUAGAUAUCAAUCUCAAAGAUAAGUUCGGUAACACGCCUUUGCUAGAGGCCGCGAAGAACGGGCAAGACGAAGUGAUUGCUCUGCUUGUAAGAGAAGGAGCGAGUUUCCAUCUCGAAGAUCCCGGAAAUUUUCUAUGCACUGUCGUUGCAAAGGGCGAUUCCGAGUUUCUCAAGAGACUUCUCUCCAGCGGUAUCGACCCGAACGCGAAAGAUUAUGAUCACAGGACGCCGCUCCAUGUCGCCGCAUCUGAAGGCUUGUACUUGAUGGCUAAAAUGCUCGUUGAAGCCGGAGCCAAUGUCCUUGCAAAAGAUCGAUGGGGGAAUUCCCCGGUUGACGAAGCAAGGAUGUGCGGAAACAAGAAACUGAUUAAGUUACUCGAAGACGCAAAAACCGCUCCGUCUUUGACCUAUCCUUCGAGCUCUCAUGAACUACAAGCCGAGAGAAUUCACAGACGGAAAUGCACGGUGUUUCCCUUCCACCCGAGCGAGGCUAAAGGGGGUAGAAGAAGGCACGGAAUCGUGGUAUGGAUCCCGAACGAUAUCCAGCAACUUAUCGCCGUGGCUGCAGAACAGCUCGGACACUCGGAUGAUUCAUUUGUCAUAAUGUCGGAAGAGGAAGGCGAAAUCAAAGACGUCGAUAUGAUCAGCGACGGGCAGAAGCUCUAUUUGAUUAGUUCUACACAUCAAACAUGAUUACUGGGAAUUACAGCAGAAACCCGAAACCAUAUAUUGUCUUUGCCUAUUAGUCUCUUACACAGUAUAUAUUUCAUGAGCUGUUUUCGUGUUC
This is a messenger RNA of Tarenaya hassleriana, 2894 nucleotides long. RefSeq names its product potassium channel GORK. The transcript has 12 exons. Gene Ontology annotation, cellular component: membrane. Gene Ontology annotation, biological process: potassium ion transport; transmembrane transport. Lineage: Eukaryota; Viridiplantae; Streptophyta; Magnoliopsida; Brassicales; Cleomaceae. Gene Ontology annotation, molecular function: protein binding; voltage-gated potassium channel activity. The record is from RefSeq and is a predicted model, not a curated record. Bases 332 to 2800 code for a protein of 822 amino acids.